AUAUUCCGGUUUAUACAGCCGCGUAAUCGUUCCCGUCACCUUCGCACGCUCCUCCCCCGUCCGCCGCGCGUCCCCCUCCGGCCCACCUCCCUGCGGCAUCCGGCGCUCCCCCUCCCGUCUUCGCCUCGUGAUGGCACCCCGCGGCGGCGGUAGCCAGUCCUAUGGCUUCCCGAUCUACUGCGCCGCCUGGCUUCCCCUCGCCCACAUACUCAAAACCGACUCUGCCGCCGCCGACGCGGACGACGCCUCCUCCUCCCCUCCCCCACCCCCGAUGGCCGUGCUCGGGGGCGGCGGCGGGGAGGGCCGUAGCGGCGUGCCCAACAAGCUCGUCGUUGCCGCGCUGGACCCCGCCCCUGCCGCGGCGGGAGAGGCGGCGCUCUCCCCCGAGGAGGUGGUUAAGGUGGAGACGAAGGAGGAGGUGCCGUACAGGAUGGCCGUCCACCCCCGCGGCGACGGCGUGUUCUGCGCCUUCCCCAACGGCUGCAGGUUGUAUCGAUGGGAAUCACAGGAACGGAAGGAACCAUACAAGCUAGCUUUGGAGCCUGACCAGGAAGCAUUAGUGGAGCUAAAAGAUGUUGGUUUGCAGUUGGCUGUAUCAUUCAGUGGAGAGGGUUCAAUACUGGCCACUGGUGGUGAGGAUGGGCAUUUAAGGGUUUUCAAAUGGCCUGCCAUGAGAUCCAUUCUCACAGAAGCUGAUACAAAAACGUCGAUUAAGGAUCUUAACUUCAGUUCCGAUGAGAAGUUUCUUGCUGUGAAUAGGAGCAGUGGCCCAUGUAGAGUGUGGGAUUUGCAGUCAUCUGAAGUCGUAGCUAGUCUGCCAAGAGAAGCAGGAGAAAUAUUUGGCUUCUGCAGAUUCUCCAAUAAGACUGACAGCAGUCACAUCCUAUUUAUAACAGCGAUGCAAGGUGAUUAUGGGAAAAUAAUAUCCUGGAAUACUACCUCACGGACGAGAGUUGGAUCAAAGAAAAUAACUCGUGAAGCCAUUUCAGCUUUUGCUGUGUCGCCUGAUGGUGCUCUUCUUGCAAUUGGAACAAUUGAAGGAAGCAUUAUCAUACUUGGCUCAAAAAAUAUGCGAACCCUUGUAACAGUUAAAAAGGCACAUCUUGGCAUUGUUACUACACUGGCCUUCUCCCAGGAUUCGAGAACCUUGCUGUCAACUUCCUUCGACUCAACUGCAAGGGUGACAUUGGUUGGGUCCACGAAGAGUAAUGGUUCAAGUGUAUGGCCCAUGCUCCUAGUUAUCAUUCUUGCAAUCCUGGUAUACUACUGUAUGCAGCACAAAGAAGAUCUCUUAGCAAUGUUGCCGCAUUGAGAUUUUUUUGUCCUGGCUCCACUGAUACCGCUUCAGAGAUUGAGCAAUUUUUGGUCUUGGGUCAUCUGUCAUUGUUUUCUCUAGGACAGCGAAACAGCAAAAAGCCUUCAGACUUUGUCACGCUUGUAUAAAAAGGGUCAUGUACUCAUGUUGUCUAAGUUUUGUAAAUUGAUGGCCGCAAGCGAGUUUAGUAUCUGUAACCAUGUUUCUUCUUGCUGUAGAGUUGAUGCACUUGUACUCCAAUAUAGAGAGUUUAGAAACAACACAAUAUUAUUUAAACUAGUAUGAAGAAUAAAAAUACAAAGAGAGCUUUCUAGUGCUUAUUAUUUAUAUA
This is a messenger RNA of Phragmites australis (common reed), 1646 nucleotides long. Its product is annotated as SEC12-like protein 2. The transcript has 10 exons. The record is from RefSeq and is a predicted model, not a curated record. Gene Ontology annotation, biological process: protein secretion. Gene Ontology annotation, molecular function: guanyl-nucleotide exchange factor activity; protein binding; GTPase activator activity. Gene Ontology annotation, cellular component: endoplasmic reticulum membrane. Bases 131 to 1312 code for a protein of 393 amino acids. NCBI's taxonomy places the organism in Eukaryota, Viridiplantae, Streptophyta, Magnoliopsida, Poales, Poaceae.